This is a messenger RNA of Lytechinus pictus (painted urchin), 4701 nucleotides long. RefSeq lists its product as uncharacterized. Bases 382 to 1185 code for a protein of 267 amino acids. The transcript has 3 exons. The record is from RefSeq and is a predicted model, not a curated record. NCBI's taxonomy places the organism in Eukaryota, Metazoa, Echinodermata, Echinoidea, Temnopleuroida, Toxopneustidae.
UCGAGUCAGUCCGAUGUGUGUCAGAAUCGUGUUGUGCAACUAUCGGACCUGUCUAGCCGACGUCCGACGGCAAUCUGAUGAGUGUCCGAUGAUUUACUGUCAUCUGACGCUCAUCUGAUUGCAAUCGGCGGUCUGCCCGACGCGCCUGAUAGCCGCCCAUCACCAAUUCGAUUCUCAUCGGCGGUUAACGUGAUAAUUAGUACCGUCCGAUUGCUAUCCGUUGUGACAUCGGAGGGUAAUCGCUCAUUAACCAAACUACCAUCCGACACAUAUCGCAUAGCAAGCGGCGACAUCUGAAGGCCAACGGACUAUGAAAGGAGGGCCAGCCGACGCUGACUUCACAUAUUUUCUCGGACACUACACAGCACCAAGAUCUUAAAUAUGGCUCCAAGAAAAAACAGAAAUGUUCGAGGACAGAAGGCUAAGAAGAGACCUCCCGACACUCCACAACAAUCUCAAGUGGCAGAAGAAUCCUCUGUGCCUUCUCCUGAGGAUGCAGAGACGGAGGAUAGGCCUAUUCAGGCCCCAAUCACUGCUCAGCCACACGACUCUCCUUGUGUUAUUGGCACCGUGAGGCCAGGCAGCACUGCUGCUACCACCAGCAUCACCACCGUCAUCACCGCCACAAACUUUACUGCAGGUUCCACAUCCACUGCCUCCACAGCUGCUACUCCUGCUACUGCAGAUGAAGAUGACGAUGAAGAUGAGACAGAAAAAGGCAGGGACACUGAUGGAGAAAAUGCCCAGCCCCCUGCAAAGAGAAGGCGUAAGGCCCCGAGGCCUCCUGUCGUCCUUUCCGAAGAAGAAAUGGUGGAGGUAGCUGAAUUCCUCAAGGAGAACGAUAGCCUGUAUAACAAAUCAAGAGACCUCUGGAGGGACACCCAGGCCAGAGCACGUCUGUGGGAUCAGCAAGGACAGGCCAUGGACAAGACGGGGUUGGAGCUGCAACAGUGGUACGAGAGUCUGAGGACAAAGCUUGGACGGCUAAAGAAUAAAGCACAAAAGAGUGGAUCUGGAGCUGAGGUCCUUACUGAUGCCAACAAGCGCCUGCUGCAGCUUUUUGACUUCCUCACCCCUCACAUGUACGUUGUGCAAAGGAGGAACAUAGUUAGUCUACAGGAACGUAUUGAGGCCAGAGGACCAGCACCUCGGGAGGAGGAGGAAGAAGAAGAGGACCAGGAGUGAGGGGUGGAAAGACAGGUAGAGCCAGCCCAGCCAGAAAACCAGGAGGAAGCUACCACUAAUCAGCAGUCUUUAGAUGGAGCCAGCAAGGAAAGCACUCCAUUCCCCAGGGGCAGCAGGUACAACAAGGGUAAGGCACCACAAAAGUCCCCGAGACAGCAGGAGACGGAUGUUCUGGAUCAUCUUAUCAAGAACCAGCAAAACAGCGAGCAGCUGAUGGCCCUUUCUGCCCAGGUGUUGCGUACACUUGACAGGCCCCAGUCACAGCAUCCAGACCGUGAGCAGUUCACUAACUACGUCGGUUCGGUGCUGCAGCAACUCCCUGAUGACUUGUAUAGGAAGGCAAACAGACUGCUGAGCAACUUGCUCCUUGACAUACAAGAUGAAGCCAGCACCAGACGCCAAGACUCUCUGUUCAUGCAGCAUCGACACACAUCACUGCAACCUCCCUCGGAUCCUCCAAUAGCAAGACCUGGUACAAGUUCAGGGGUCAGUCAACCCCCUGCGGAGAUGGAUGGCAGCCCCCACCACACCUUUGGCCUACCAACCCAGUUUCCACCAGCGUUUGGCACUCCAUGAAGCAGUCCUACAUGGCGAACGUGAUACCUGGGAUGAACGACCAUUCAACGCCCUCCUACACCACCAUGCAGCCACGCUCCGCCAGCGCCCCUUCUCUCUCAGCAGGCAGAAGUUCUAGGGAGUCAAGUGACUUUAGUAUGACAAGCUUCUUGGCAAGCCUGAAUGAUUCAUCUCAGACGCCCCAGCAGCAGCAGACCCAGCAAUGUUCACAGGAAGAUUAGGGUCACCAAAUGCAGAGCAAGGAUGGCAAAAAAAUGAAAAGAAUAAAAGCAAUUGUGUUUUUGUUUUCCGGCUUUGGACUUUUUUGUUUAUCAGACUUGUCAUUAAUGAGGAAUGAGCCAGGAAGACGAUGUAGAUUUUUUUUUGGAUUAAACAUGAGAACAAUACUGAGAAGAAAACGAACAUAAAUCGGUCUUUGUUUUCAUUGAUUUAGUUUUUAGGAGUUAGACCCUUUAUCAUUUAUAAGUUUUUUAUCAUUGACUUGUGUUUUGCUAUGUUUGUAAAGAUUGUUUUUGUUGAAUAAAGUACGCACAGGUUGCAUAUUAAUGUUUAGAAUUAUCUUGCGUAUGAUUUGUCAUUCUUGAGUGAAACAAAUCAUUAUUUCCCAUCAAUCUCUCUCUCUCUCUCUCUCUCUUAAUGCUUUGGUUAAGAAAUGAAUACUUGUAUUCGACUCCAUUAAUAAAUUCAAAUGUGAAGAUUUGGAACGUAGAAUGAAUCAAGAAAUAACAAUUCAGAAAAUUUACAUUGUUCACUUUAUUGAACACUAUGCAACUCCCUUUUUAGAUACAUUGCCUUGGCUACAAGCUUCUUUGGCAAUUCAAAAACACAUCAUAUCCAAGUACAAUAACUGAUAAUUAUACUUGAUGCAACUCUAAUGUCGUACAAAAUAUUUUGGCAACUCAGUUACUCAGAAACACAUCACUUUCAUUAACUGAUGUGUUUUUUUUUUUUUAUUGAUUGAUUUUUUAAAAUCAAUAAGGUUUUUUGCAAAUGCAACCUCACGGCAUUUUGAUUGAAUUUUUUUUUACACACAAACAUAUUAGUCGCCGUUCAGACGACAAAUCAUGAACAUUGCUUAAUAAUUAUGACAAUUAGUAAUUUCAAGGCUCAACAUCCAUUGCGGUAUUCUAACAAAUGCUGGCAACAAAAUAGUUAAUCAUAGUAAUUGUCAUCUUUAUCUAUGUCCACUUCAGGUAACAAAAGUUUAUACUCCGUUAUCUCAAAUCAUCCUCUCCUGCCAAGGAACUGCUCCUCCAAGAGGAUUGUUGAAGUACAGUCUUAGGGUUUCACGCUGUGCUUUGGCCUCUGCUGUGUCGCGGAAGGGUCCUCUUGGAGUUGGUACUUCAUGCAUGGGAGCCAUGUUCCUCCAUUCUCCUGGUAUGAUGUUAUGGUCGGUAUCCUCUGUAUCCAGCUGACCAUGGUGCAUGGCUGGGUGCCGUAUUCCAAUCAGGUUGUGGAGACAGACACAUGUUUCUAUGAUGUUACGCACAACAUCAGGUUGUUGCUGUAGUGUUCCUAGAAGACACUGGAAUCUGGCUGCUAGUAUUCCGAAGGCAUUUUCCACGACUCUUCGGGCUCUACUUAUGCGAUAGUUGUAUAUCCGCUCUGUACGAUUCAGGUUCUUUCUCGAGUAGGGCUUCAUCAUGUGGGUUCGCAAAGCAAAGGCGUCAUCCCCGAUCAUGAAAUAUGGCAUGUUCUGGUUGUCAUUGGUCAUUGGCUCAGGUGGGGGGAAUCCUAUUUGACCACUCUCCACUGUCUCUUUGAGCUCAGAUGCAUUGUAUAUCUGCGCGUCAGACAUGUGUCCUUGAGCACCGGUGUCUAUCCACAAGAACCGGUAGUUAGCAUCAACAAGUGCCAUGAGGACUACUGAGAAGAAAUGUUUAUAAUUAUGGUAGAGACUGCCGGAGUUCUCUGGUUUCCUGAGUGCCACGUGCUUGCCAUCAAGUGCCCUCAUUACAUGUGGAACGUUCCAACGCCUCUCGUAUUCUUCAGCAAUUGCACGCCAUUCUUGUUCAGUGGUGGGACACUGGAUCACUUCAUUAGCAUACUCAUCCACUAUGGCUUGACAGACUUCGGGGAUAAACUUGCAAAUGGUUUCUCGAGCAACCCUGAAACUGUAUGACAGUGACGGAUACCGAUCGCCAGCUGCAAGGUGCCUUAUGGUACAGGCUAACUUGAGACCAGGUUCAAGGGCUCUCCUGGCAUCGGUAUCGUCCUUCGUGAGUCUUGGUGCGAGUCUCUGGAGUAGUUCAUCAAAAAAUUCUGGCGUAACUCUCAAGAAAUUGAAAAAUGCCGUUGUAUCCUCCAUUCUUAGUUCAUUCAAGAGUCUGGUGUAGUGCCCAUAUAACAGCCUUCUCUCAGCUUGCAGCCAUGGUCGAACCCAAUAACGACGUAAUCUUCUUCGCCUUUUUCUCAGCCUCUUUCUCAGGACCUGAAGGACUAUUGCGUCUUGUUGCAUAGUUUGUUGCUGGAGCAUAAAAACACAGCCCAGGGCUGCAGCGUUGCGAAGAAGUUGAUCCAUGUCUAGUAUUGUCAGGAGGUGCAGCCUGCUUUUAUACUCGACUGCCGAUUUUGGCGAAAAUCCGACCAGUAUUGGGUCAGUGUCCGAUUACCCUCCGAACAGCAACCGAUUUGUCGGGUUGAUGUCGGGAGAGUGUUGGAAGUGUCAGAUUAGUGUCAGGCCACCCUCGAAUUACAAUCCGACCACAUUCGAAUCAAUCGGACGCUGCCGAUGAAAAUGGCGGACAGACAUCGGGCUGCUACCAGUCCUUCAUCCGAUUACCCCGAUCAAUGUUGGAUCUUUAUAGGAUUUUACGGAAAACAGGGACCAAAAAAGUGGAUGUCGGGUGAAUUUUCAUCGGAGCGCUGACAUUUUUGCAAAAUUGGGAUCAGAUUGGCGUCAGAUCAGGUUCCGAUGGUCAGUGGAAUGGGGGUAUGAAU